AUGACUUGGGAAGGAGGACUGGAGCCCAACGGCACUGAGGGAAAGAACUUCUACAUCCCAAUGUCCAACAGGACGGGGCUUGCCAGGAGUCCAUUUGAAUAUCCACAGUACUACCUGGGGGAUCCAAUUCUAUUCAAAAUGCUUGCUGCCUACAUGUUCUUCCUGAUCUGCACUGGCUUCCCUAUUAACUUCCUGACACUGCUGGUCACAGCCCAGAACAAGAAGCUGCGGCAACCUCUCAACUUCAUCCUUGUCAACCUUGCUGUGGCUGGACUGAUCAUGGUCUGCUUUGGAUUUACCAUCACUUUCGUCACUGCCAUCAGUGGCUACUUUGUUUUUGGACCUUUGGGCUGUGCUGUUGAGGGAUUCAUGGCUACUCUAGGAGGUCAGGUUGCUCUCUGGUCACUGGUCGUCCUGGCUGUUGAAAGAUACAUUGUCGUCUGUAAACCAAUGGGAAGCUUCAAAUUCAGUGGAAGUCACGCAGGAGUUGGCGUUGGUUUCACCUGGAUCAUGGCUAUGUCUUGUGCUGUCCCUCCACUGGUUGGCUGGUCCAGAUACAUCCCCGAGGGUCUGCAGUGCUCAUGCGGACCUGACUACUACACUCUGGCUCCAGGCUUCAACAAUGAGUCCUACGUCAUGUACAUGUUCGUCUGCCACUUCUGCGUCCCAGUCGGCACCAUCUUCUUCACCUACGGAAGCCUUGUGCUGACCGUCAAAGCUGCAGCAGCUCAGCAGCAGGAGUCAGAGUCCACCCAGAAGGCUGAGAGGGAAGUGACACGCAUGUGCGUCCUGAUGGUCCUGGGCUUCCUGGUGGCUUGGACUCCAUACGCCAGCUUUGCUGCCUGGAUCUUCUUCAACAAGGGGGCUGCUUUCUCAGCCACAGCCAUGGCCAUCCCUGCCUUCUUCUCAAAGAGCUCAGCAUUGUUCAAUCCUAUCAUCUAUGUGCUGUUCAACAAACAGUUCCGUAACUGCAUGCUCUCCACAGUUGGAAUGGGUGGCAUGGUUGACGAUGAGACCUCAGUAUCAACCAGCAAGACAGAAGUGUCUACUGCCGCUUAA
Messenger RNA from Acanthopagrus latus (yellowfin seabream), 1059 nucleotides. Its product is annotated as green-sensitive opsin-like. Lineage: Eukaryota; Metazoa; Chordata; Actinopteri; Spariformes; Sparidae. The coding region runs from base 1 to 1059 and encodes 352 amino acids. The transcript has 5 exons. Gene Ontology annotation, biological process: visual perception; phototransduction; G protein-coupled receptor signaling pathway. Gene Ontology annotation, molecular function: G protein-coupled receptor activity. The record is from RefSeq and is a predicted model, not a curated record. Gene Ontology annotation, cellular component: photoreceptor outer segment; membrane.